UCUGUUUCUGACUUCCGGAGUUCAAGCCAACGUCCGUCAUUGAAGCUUCCAAUUGAUCGCAUAUAUAUACUAGUGACAUUUGCUUUGCCGAGGCGUUUAAAGAUGUUCCAGAGACCUAGAAAGAAAACUAUCACUUUACUUCUCUUGUUGAUAGCUACUUUAUGUCUGUUAUUUUAUACUUACGACGCUAACACAAACGACAGUGAUUCGACAAGCAAGCCUCUUCAUUUGGCUACCUUGACACGGCAGACACGGAAUUCUCAAGAAUCAAAUCAAAUGGAGUCUCCAAAUCACCUAGUAAGUUGGUCUUACUUAUACCCGACAUUUAUGAUCUCUUCGGAGGAGAGACUCGCCAAUCUAAGAGCGGAGUGCCAAGGCCGUCAAGCAUCAUGGUCUAGACUAUCGGUCGCUGAGAAACGGAUCCUUGCCCGACAAGUCAUCGUGGACGAUGAACAUAAGCUGUUGUUCUGUUUCAUCCCCAAAGCAGGGUGCGCGAACUGGAAGCGCGUCUUUCGUGUGUUAGACGGCCGUGACAAAAAUGUGAACCACAUUGCCAAGUUUGACCACAAGGACUUUAAGUUUCUGGAAGACCUACCCCCGCGUGCAAUUCAGCGAAGGCUAGACACAUACUUUAAGUUCGUCUUUGUAAGGGAGCCUCUCAGCCGAUUACUCUCGGCUUACAAAAACAAGCUACAAAAUUCAACGGCCAUACCAGGAAAUGGUUUCGUGAAGCGAUACGUCAACGAGAUGACUAAGCAUCGAAGAAAACACAACUCCGAGAAGUUGUCAAUAACUCUCUCCGAUUUUUUCUUGCAUAUAUCAAAAACAAAGGCAGCGAAGUUAAAUGACCAUUGGAUGCCAUUCAAAGACUUGUGCCAGCCAUGCGCCAUGAAUUACGAUUUCGUAGGUUCGCUAGAGAACAUAGAGCAAGACUCACAAAAAGUGUUUAGACUCUUGAAUAUUCAGGACAAGGUUGUGUAUCCGACAAGACAACAUUACUAUGAUGAUCCAGAGACUGGGAAUAGAUUAAAUGAUAAAUUACUGAGCACCGUACCUCGAAAACUUGUGCAAAAAGCGCUUAGGAAGUUUGAGCGCGAUUACGUGCUCUUUUCGUACCCCUAUCCUGGUCUAAGGCGACGCUCCUAACAUAAAUUUAAAGUUUUGAAAUAAAGUUGGAGUUAUGCUUUUCGCA
Nematostella vectensis (starlet sea anemone) is the source of this 1192-nucleotide messenger RNA. Its product is annotated as carbohydrate sulfotransferase 14. The record is from RefSeq and is a predicted model, not a curated record. The coding region runs from base 103 to 1146 and encodes 347 amino acids. Gene Ontology annotation, molecular function: sulfotransferase activity. Gene Ontology annotation, biological process: carbohydrate biosynthetic process. Gene Ontology annotation, cellular component: membrane. Lineage: Eukaryota; Metazoa; Cnidaria; Anthozoa; Actiniaria; Edwardsiidae. The transcript has 3 exons.